Messenger RNA from Egretta garzetta (little egret), 2247 nucleotides. RefSeq names its product GLI pathogenesis related 2 (gene GLIPR2). The transcript is spliced from 5 exons. The record is from RefSeq and is a predicted model, not a curated record. Lineage: Eukaryota; Metazoa; Chordata; Aves; Pelecaniformes; Ardeidae. Bases 629 to 1099 code for a protein of 156 amino acids. Gene Ontology annotation, cellular component: extracellular region.
UUGCAUUAGAUUUUUUUUUAUAGGGAAAUAAUACGAAACAUACUUUUAUAUAAAAAUCUUCUAACAUAAAUAUUUGUGCUGCUGCAAAUGUAAAUAGCUAUACCACAUGGAUUUUUUUUUUUUUCCCCCCCUAAUGUACUGAUUGAGGUGAAAGAAAAACUAUGCAUAAAAUCAUCUACUCCAAAUUUUGGAACCUGGUCUCUGCAGUUUGUACGGAGAAAUGCACCAUGUUGGGACAUACAAGUUGCAAAGGGAGGACUUGGAAGAUCGUCGAGGAGUCAAGGAUGUGGCUUAAUGCAUGUGAUCUAGUCCCAGUUCACAAAGCAAACAUCCUGCCCCCACUGAUGAUCAUCAGGUCACAGUGACCUGAGCUUCUAAUUAUUGCAGCAUUGUAUUGUUUGAUGUGUAACCAGGUGGGCAUGAUGUGUAUAUACAACCUGCUGUCAAAAAGUUGAGGCAGGGGUGUCCCUGGACUGAGCCUGGAUCGGGCGCCUGGCCAGACUGUCUGCUUCUCCCUCGCAACCCUCCGUGUGGUUACUGGGGCUCCCCGUGCAGAUUGCACUGAACUGUUUCCAAAUACUAAGAUCUUGAGCUGUAGAGAUUGAUCUUGAGUGAAACAUCUUCCAGAAUGAGAAAGAAGAGGAAGAUGGCUUGCAUCUACAUCUGUGAAGAGAACUUCACAUUUGAAAAUGCUUCCAAACAAUUUGCUGAAGAAGUCUUGAAAGCACACAAUGACUACAGGAAGAAACACGGAGUCCCCCCAUUAAAACUCUGCAAGAAGUUAAACAGAGGAGCCCAACAGUACGCAGAAGAACUGGCUACCACGAGGGUGCUCAAACACAGCUCCGAGUCUGCUAAUGGAAAAUGUGGAGAAAACCUAGCGUGGGCAUCCUAUGACCAACCAGGAUUGAAUGUCUUGCUGAGAAAAUUAAGCUACAUCCUCUUUUGUUCUGUAAAACACUUCACCGGGAUCACUCACAGUACCAGAAUGAGAAAGCUAGUUCUUCAAAGAAAGUUAUUCUCUUGUCUGGGCUUAGUCUUCAUCUCUGUGGAGCUGGUUCAUUCUUCCUCUUUUUCUCAUAUAGUUCCCUUUGGAUAGUUAAUUUGUACCCUGCUCAAUGAGGCUGAAAUUUGUAUUAAGGCAUCCAUUCACGGGCUUAACAAAGGCCAGCAGUGUCUUCCGGUUUCUUUCCCAGAUAAAGCAAAACUCAAUAAACCUCCAGCAUACUCUGUAGUCUCUCUAAGAAAGUGAUGCUGCCAUUUAUUUUGGCUCUUAGUGGGUUCUGUAAUAAUGCCAGAUGUAUUUCUUGUUUCAGAGAAGAUUUAAGCUUUCAACAGUAAGAGCCUUCUAGUUUGACCCCUCUCCUAGUACAAGAAUACCUUGAAUUGUAUUCAGGAUUUUAGAGUUACAUAGCCUAAAGCUGUCACUGGAAAUACGUUUAUCCCUAUAAUCCAAGAAGUAGUUGUCAGCUGUUUCCUCCCUCCAGUCCUGCAGGAACUGCUCCGUGGCAGACUUCUCUUUGUCUGUGUUCAAAUAAGUGAGCUGUCAUCUGCCACUAAUGCGAGAGACCGCAGCCUGCCUUAGCAGCUGUAGUAUGCCAGGCUUCUCGGGAUGCCUCAUCUCAUUUCUCGCGUGUUGGGAGGCCGAAGGCAAGCACUGGGCGACUUAAGUUCUGCUUGGGAUGGCUGGUGUGGUUGUGAAGAACGUGCCACGUUGCCUGUGAAAACACUGCAGCUUAUGAACUCUAGAGAGUUCCUAAGGAAAAUUCACUGUAUGUUAUCACCCAAAUCUGUUAUGGGAGGAACCUGGGUCUGCUGACAGAUCAGGAUCAGUGGGCAGAGCGGCACAGACACCCUCUGCCCCAGCCCUGGAGCAGCAUGCUCUGACAGAGAGCCUGACUCCAUGCACCUCUUGCUGCCUAACACCAGGCUUUUACAGUACUGUUAAAUAAAAAUAAAGCAAACCAAAAUAAGGACCUGCAUGAGGAACACUGGAAGUAAAGGAUUACUUCCUAAAACCAUUAGUAUGACUUCAAUCUAGGUAGCAAUUUUAUUUCUGAGGCAGGUUUAAAACUACGCCUACCUUCUUUCCUCGCAGACUGGUGGAAGGAAGGUUGUGAUGACAAAAACUAGAAAAAAUUUGAGAAAAAUUGUGAGGUUUGGGAUAUCUAGUUUUUAAAUAUCAUGGAAUCAUAGAAUGUUUUGGGUUGGAAGAGGCCUUUAGAGGCCAUCUAGUCCAACCUCCCU